Molecule: messenger RNA, 1799 nt
Organism: Moneuplotes crassus
Lineage: Eukaryota; Ciliophora; Spirotrichea; Euplotida; Euplotidae
Source: the annotation of a GenBank genome assembly
AUGAUCGAAGAAGCAGACAGUCUACAGCCUGGGAUAGAAGGAGAGGGAGCCCUCCUGUUGGCCACUGAGAUGGUAGAUAAACUUUCCAAGAAUAUAGAUAAUCAUAUUUACUCAGAAUUUAUUGAGAGACAAAAGAGACCUUUCUCAGUGGAAUCUCUCAUUCAACUUUGACAUCACGGGAUCAAGAGCUGAGUUAUUCACUACGAUUCGCUUGUUCCCCCUCCAGAGGUAGACCUUGAGGAGCAAGACGAUGAGCCUGAAGUCCCAAUAAAGGACAGAUGGUGUACAGAUUAUGUCAAUGUCGAGAAGGUCCAAAAAUUAUACUUCGACCCUUCAGAAACAAUCGACGAAGCGGAUGCUAAAUCAGUCAGAUCAUAUCGGUCCUUUGCCAGGUCGCAUUCUUCCGUGUUUACCAAGACUAAGAGGACCUUCAUGAAGGUGAAAUCAAAGCAGAGCUCUAAAAUUGUCAAGCUAAAAAUUACCCAAAAAGAAAUCCCAGAAGAUGAAGUAAGACUUCGUGAAAGAAAGGAAAAACAAAUUCUCCACAGGAAGAAGGAAGCAGCAGAAAAAUAAAAGGCUCAAAGAAGAGGAAAGACAGGAUAAAAUGAAAAAAAGAUUUGCACUUGGUGGUGACCCUAAGGCAAGCCUCACAUGUGACCAUAAUGGCAAGCCCAUUGUGGUAAAGAAGCUAAAUGCGAAUAAACUCAGAAAAGCUGAAGGUCCUGGUUACUCCUUUGAAGCGGUUAAUCGGGAUCAGAUCAAGGCGAUGAAGAGGAAACAACAAAAGAAAUUUGAAAUUUAUUCAAAAGAACUCUUUCCAGCUAGUAUAAACUCUAAAUAGUAUUGUUGAUGACCUAAAUCUGAGUGCUGAGGAUUUUAUCGAUGAGUCUCAAUGUUCAGCAACAUUUGGAGACCUCUCUUCUGUUUUGGCCUUAAUGCCAGGAGUUCAGUAUAAUACAAGAGAUAAGACCUUGAGAGGACCUCUAUAUAGACGUGAAAAUAAAAUGGCUAUCCAAGAUUAUAAGGUAAUUUCAAAUUCAAGAGAAAAUGCCAAAAUCAGAUACGACAUCCAUGAAGGCUCUCCUGUAGUGAAACCAAAAGAAGAGAAAACUCUAACUUCUGAGGUUAAACAUGACUCCAUUGCUAAUAUGGGGUCUGUGAUUAAAAAGAAGCGUCAUGGGCAUGAAAGGAUGAAAGGUGAUGCGACCAAAUCAGGAAUUUUACAAGAGGGUCAUCACCUACACAAUAUAUCCUCCAAACACUUUGGAAGUGGAAGCCUAAGCCAAAGCCGUAGGAUUAACGAAGGCGCAUUCACAGGGAGAAAGAAUAAUGAUUAUUUCACACGUGAGCAAGGAAUGAGGCCAACUACAGCCAAAAAGCACUAUAAUAAUAUACUAAAGAGAAUGUCAGGAAGGAGAUCUGCUAAGGAGACUGGGAACAGGUUCUUAAUCAAGCAAAAAGUGUUCGAAGAUGUUACUAACUUCUCAAUGAAAUCCAACACCAUGCAGAGGAGGAACAAUUCAAAGAAUCUGAGGGUGUCUGCUUUUAAUAAAUUCAACCAUGAUCUCGUACAAGGGAAGGUUAGCAAUGUGACUUCCGGGUCCCAAGCCCGUUUAAAUUCCGCAGCAUAUAAUACACGUCCAAUGAGACAGAAAGACCUCAUCCAAGAAGGAAUGUCUUCUCUUUCAUCUCAGAGGGGCAAACUUAAAUCAGCAAGCAGGCUUAAUAGGAUCUCCAGGGCUAUCAAGACAAGUAUGAGAGAGAAUAGAGGCAAAAUAAUGGUUAAAGAGAAGUUAUAA